Messenger RNA from Nomascus leucogenys (northern white-cheeked gibbon), 1378 nucleotides. RefSeq names its product CEA cell adhesion molecule 7 (gene CEACAM7). Lineage: Eukaryota; Metazoa; Chordata; Mammalia; Primates; Hylobatidae. The coding region runs from base 100 to 894 and encodes 264 amino acids. Gene Ontology annotation, biological process: regulation of immune system process; signal transduction. The record is from RefSeq and is a predicted model, not a curated record. The transcript has 5 exons. Gene Ontology annotation, molecular function: protein tyrosine kinase binding. Gene Ontology annotation, cellular component: plasma membrane; cell surface.
GUAGGAAGGACAGCAGAGCUGACAGUCACAGCAGCCCUGACAAGAGAGUUCCUGGAGCCCAAGUUCUUCUCCACAGAGGACAAGCAGGCAGCAGAGACCAUGGGGUCCCUUUCAGCCUGUCCACACAGAGUGUGCAUCCCCUGGAAGGGGCUCCUGCUCACAGCCUCACUUUUAACCUUCUGGAACCUGCCAACCAGUGCCCAGACCACUAUUGAAGUCAUGCCAUUCAAUGUUGCAGAAGGGAAGGAGGUCCUUCUACUAGUCCAUAAUGAGUCCCAGAAUCUUUAUGGCUACAACUGGUACAAAGGGGAAAGGGUGCACGCCAACUAUCGAAUUAUAGGAUGUGUAAUAAACGAUCAAGAAAAUGCCCCAGGGCCCGCACACAAUGGUCGAGAGACAAUAUACCCCAAUGGAUCCCUGCUGAUCCAGAACGUCACCCACAAUGACGCAGGAAUCUAUACCCUGCACGUUAUAAACAAAGAUCUUGUGAAUGAAGAAGUAACCAGCCAAUUCUACGUAUUCUCGGUGCCACCCAAGCCCUCCAUCACCAGCAACAACUUCAAUCCGGUGGAGAACAAGGAUAUUGUGGCUUUAACCUGUCAACCUGAGACUCAGAACACAACCUACCUGUGGUGGGUAAACAAUCAGAGCCCCCUGGUCAGUCCCAGGCUGCUGCUUUCCACUGACAACAGGACCAUCGUUCUACUCAGUGUCACAAAGAAUGACAGAGGAUCCUAUGAAUGUGAAAUACAGAACCCAGUGGGUGCCAGCCGCAGUGACCCAGUCAUCCUGAAUGUCCGCUCUGAGUCAGUACAAGCAAGUUCUCCUGACCUCUCAGCUGGGACCGCUAUCAGCCUCAUAAUUGGAGUACUGGCUGGGAUGGCUCUGAUAUAGCAGCCCUGGUGUAGUUUCUGCAUUUCAGGAAGAGUGUUUUUAUUAUCCACCUGUAGACUGGACUGGACCCUGAAUUCUUCUAGCUCCUUCAAUCCCAUUUUCUUCUGUGGAAUCACUAAGUAUAAGACCUGCUCUCUUCUUGAAGACCUAUAAACUGGAGGUGGACAACUCGAUGUAAAUUUCAAGGAAAAACCCCCAUGCCUGAGAUGUGGGCCACUCAGAGCUCACCAAAAUGUUCAGCACCAUAACUAGAGACACUCAAAUUGCCAAACAGGACAAGAAGUUGAUGACUUCAUGCUGUGGACAGUUUUUCCCAAGAUGUCAGAACAAAACUUCUCAUUGUGAUGAGGCUCUUAUCCCACUCCAUUUUUCCUUGCUCAUGCCUGCCUCUUUAAUUUGGUAAGAUAAUGCUGUAACUAGAAUUUCACAAUCAGCGCCUUGUGCAGGUAAUUUGAGAGAGUGUUGGAUGUGUCAUGUCAUCAUG